CAUGUCUGCAGAUGAUUAACACCAGGAUUAUUGUUGUUUACUUGAAAUAGAUUCCACCCAUAUUGUUGUGCAUGGACAAAUAGUAGUAGAACAUGAGAACCGUUUUUCUGUAAAUAGAAUUUUAAUUUGAUACAAGAUAGUGAUGUUCUGAGUUGAUCUGUACAGAGAUGUGGUUCUUUAAGUAGUGAAAGCUAAAAAUGGCUCGUCUGGACCACGUGGGUCUGCUUUUUCAAAGCACAGGUGGAACUGACUUUUUGUCCUUGCAGCGAAAGGGACAUUGCAGCCAACGUUUUCUGUAAUUUGACAGGUGGAUUUGUGUGUUACAUGUAUAUGUGCAAAGCGUGUGUGUGUAUGCACACACUUCAGAAAAAGUGAAGUACGUGUGCGUAUUUUAAUAUUUACGGGGGGGAGUGGGCAAGUUUCAAGGCAAUAACUGUCUUGACACCAUUAUUAUCUACUAUUGAGCUUAGAAAUAGGGAUAAGGCCUCUCUAGUUUGAUUUGUGGUGUGGGUUUUUUUGUUGGGGGUGUCUUUGUUUAGUUUGGGCUGUGGGUUUUCUUUCCCCCCCUCAGACUUAAGCUAUGGCCAUGAAAUUCUACUUCUAGUAACUUGUUUCAGGAGUUCCUCCCACUUAAGAUUUUACCUUUACACGUCUCUUAAUAUGCAGGUCAAGUUUCUUGAAAUUAGUUCAGGUGAAUCUUAUUAUUCUGGAAAAAAAUAUCAAUAUCUCCAAAACAUUGCUUCUUUAAAACACUGCUUCUGUUCGUUUUAUAUAGUCAACCUGCUGAAGGUCAGGUAUCUUUCCCUUAAAGCUACUUCCCCAAAUGUGUUGACUUAUAUCUCUGAAUAAAAUAGAUCCCUCAGAUUCAAGAAGAAUCUACUGAGCAAGAACUAUUUCUUCUGAGAGAAGAGCUGAGCCAGGCAAAAAGGAAAUGGCAUGAAAUGGAGGAAGUAAAGGCCAAUGAAUGUCAAAGAGAAUCUGAAAAACUGGAGAGAAGCAAUUUUAUUCCAAAAUUGCCUGAAUGUUGGGAAGCAAGCACUCUGACAGAAAGUGGAGAUGGUAAUCUUACAAUACAACUAGAGAAUCUCCAAAAUGAGAGAGAGCAGUUAAGAGAAACCAUACAGGAGACGAUUAGCAAGAAUUCAGAGAUGCAGGAGGAGUUGAAAUGUGCUCAUUGCUCUCUCAGACAACAUCAGGAGACUAUUGUGGAGCUGAAAGAAAGUAUUUCAGAGAAAGAAUAUCAACUCUUAGAAGCGCAAGAGGCAUUGAAGGAAACAACUGACGAACUGCAGCAGGAGUUCUUUCAGCUCACUGAAGUAACUGAAAACCUGACUCAUGUCUCUUCUGAAUACGACAAGCUACUGUCAGAAAAAGAAGAAAUUGAAAAAACAAUGAAUGACCACAUCUGUCAGCAACUUGACAAAAUAGCUUUACUUGAUGAGGAGAAAGAUGAGCUACAGCAAAUGGUAGAGACUUGUAAAGCAGAAAGAGAUCAGUUAGAGGCUGACUGUCUGGAAAGCAAGGAGAGAUCCUUAAAAGUUCUGACAGAAAUGGAAAACCUACAGGAAGAACUAAGGCAUCAGAAAGAGCAAGCUGAUAUCCAGAAGAACAUGUUAACAGAUGGAGAUGAGAAAUGGCAAAACACUGAAGAAAAACUAAAUGAAGAAAUAAACAAACAAAAGAAAAGGUAGUCAAGUUGAAUGAGGACUUAAAUUUGGUAACUAAGGAAAGGCACCAGCUGCUGGGAGAACUGAAAGAAAAAACUGAGAGCGAAAGCAGUAAACUUCAACAGUGGGAGGAGCAGUGGGACUUGUUAGCACAGGAGAGAGAUGAGCUCCAGGAGAUGCUGGAAGGUAUUCAAGCCCAGAAGAGCAAACUGGAGAUGAACCUGCAGGAGAGUGUCGAUAAGGUGCUUUAUCUUUUAUCAGAAUACAAAAACUGUAAAUGGUUGGUAGAUGAUGAUGGUUAAUUGUUGAAGCUGUCUUGAAAAUAUCUGACAAGUAUGAAUGUCACAUACCCAGACUGAAGGAUGUUAUCGUGCUUUACCUUCUGUCUUCUGCAGUGGUAUUUAAAGAUGUGUGUAAAUUCUUUCCAAAAUGUUGUUGGAGACUGCUUUAUUUAAGAAUAAAUGAGGAACCAGAGAAUGGCUUGCACUACCAAAACACUUAACAGGCGUUUUUUAAAUCAAUUUGAUAAAAUGGUAUCUUGUGUAGCUGACUCCAAAGUUUUGAAACUAAAGCUGACAUUGACACCUUUAUUUCUCUUCUGGGUAAGGCAUAUUUUCACAGCAGUGGAGACAAGGGAAUCGGGUGGUAUCCAUUGAGCAGCAGUCCUUGUGCAGAUAGUGAGUAAUCACUUCCGAUGUCUGUAGUUAAUUGGAAGCUGUGGUGGGAGGAGAACCUUCUCACUCUUGCUACCAAUAUCUUCAGAUUCAGCCGGUUUUGAGUAUCAGUUGUCUUGUAAAAGUUUAACUUCCCUGGAAGUUCAGAUGUUCAGUGAAAGGAAUGCUAGUUCUGUAAUAAAUUAUCAAAGAUCGUUUAGCAGCACUCUGACAACAGUCCAACUCAUAAAAUUUUGUUGAGUAAUAAUUUCCAGACAGUUCUUGAUGUGAACCCUAUUCAAAUUACAUCCCUGCUUUGUUUCUCAUUUGUGUAAACAGGGAUUGCAGAAAGUAUGUCCAAAUGUGUUUGUAGCAUGCUUAGUCUAAUUAUUUCCCUUAGAAAGUAUUUAUCAGUAUGCUAGUUGGCAGGCUUUGCUUAGUGAAAGUGUUAGCGGUCGCAAUCGUGAAUAGAACUUACCUACACACAGCAGAUAAGCAGGCACUUCUUUAUUCCAGCGCUGGGGAACAUGGGGGAUAACUCCGCCAAAGACGUGUUCAUCGACAGAUACAAAACACCACAUAUUUAUACACUUUUUCAGCAGAGUCAUGGUUACAUAGUCAUGGUUACAUAGUCAUGGUUGCAUAGUCAUUUUAACUCAAGAUCCAUAAUCAGUACCCAUUGUUUUGAUUCAGAGUCCAUAACGACUCCUAUAGUGAUUAAAGCAAACACCAUACUAGUUAUCUGUUCCUAAGGGCCUCAACAUACCUUAUAUUGUCACAGCUGCUAUAACUCCAUUUUAAAUCAAAGUCUUUUUUUUUUUUUUUUUUU
Molecule: messenger RNA, 3149 nt
Organism: Tyto alba (common barn owl)
Lineage: Eukaryota; Metazoa; Chordata; Aves; Strigiformes; Tytonidae
Product: centromere-associated protein E-like
Exons: 5
Coding region: 942-1691 (249 amino acids)
Source: RefSeq, a predicted model, not a curated record